Messenger RNA from Phodopus roborovskii (desert hamster), 915 nucleotides. RefSeq names its product taste receptor type 2 member 125-like. Gene Ontology annotation, cellular component: membrane. Lineage: Eukaryota; Metazoa; Chordata; Mammalia; Rodentia; Cricetidae. The record is from RefSeq and is a predicted model, not a curated record. Gene Ontology annotation, molecular function: G protein-coupled receptor activity; bitter taste receptor activity. The transcript has a single exon. The coding region runs from base 1 to 915 and encodes 304 amino acids. Gene Ontology annotation, biological process: sensory perception of taste; detection of chemical stimulus involved in sensory perception of bitter taste; G protein-coupled receptor signaling pathway.
AUGGGCAUGAUGCUAAUGAUCACACUUACAAUACUUUUCAAUACAGAAUUCGUAGUUGGAAGUUUGGGGAAUGGAUUCAUAGCUGUGGCAAACACCGUGGACUGGGUCAAGAGAAGAAACAUCUCUUCAGUGGAUCAGAUUCUCACUGCCUUGGCUGUCUCCAGAAUCUCAGUGCUUUCGGUAAUAUUCGUAGACUGGUGGAUUUCUGCAGUUUACCCAGAUUUUUUGACUACAGGAUGUAUGGUAAGAGCUAUUUAUAUCACAUGGACGGUAACCAAUCAUUUCAGCAUCUGGUUUGCUACCAGCCUCAGCAUCUUUUAUUUUCUCAAGAUAGCUGUUUUCUCUAACUCUGUGUUCCUCUACCUAAAGUGGAGAUUUAAAAAGGUGCUUUCAGUGGCAAUGCUAUUGUCUCUUUUCCUCUUGUUUUUAAAUAUCCUAAUGAUAAACGGCAAUAUUGAUACCAUGGUUAAUGAAUCUAGAAGAAAUGCAUCUUACACUUCCAUUGUAAGAACUUUCCCACAGUUCUUUAGGUUACUCAUAUUCCCCAGCUUUAUAUUUACAGUCAUCCCCUUCACUAUGUCCUUGACGGCUUUUCUCUUGCUCAUCUUCUCCCUGUGGAGACAUCUGAAGAGCAUGCAGCACACUGCCAAAGGCUGCAGAGACAUCAGUACCACAGCCCACAUAAAGGCACUACAAAUGGUGAUCGUCUUUCUCGUACUUUACAUAUGUUUCUUUUUGUCUAUAAUUGCGAUAUUUUGUACAUCUCAACUAGAGAAUAUUCAAAUCCUCCUGUUUACAAAGGCUACCCUAAUAACUUUUCCUGCUGUUCACUCAUGUGUACAGAUUCUGGGAAAUAGUAAACUGAGACAAGCCUUGCAUUCUCUACUGCAGUGGAUGAGGUUCAGGUCAGAUUAA